Molecule: messenger RNA, 372 nt
Organism: Mesorhabditis spiculigera
Lineage: Eukaryota; Metazoa; Nematoda; Chromadorea; Rhabditida; Rhabditidae
Source: the annotation of a GenBank genome assembly
AUGGCUGCUGUCAUUGGCGGGCCCAAAUUUGUUGGCAUCAAGUUUUGUCCGGAAUGUAACAAUAUGCUGUACCCGAAGGAGGAUAAAGCGAACCGAAGGCUCCACUACGCGUGCAGGAAUUGCGAGCACCGAGAAGAAGCUGAAAACCCGUGCAUCUACGUCAACAAGCUGGUGCACGAAAUUGACGAAUUGACGCAAAUCGUGUCGGACGUCUCGCAAGAUCCGACCCUGCCAAGAACCGAGGAUCACCCCUGCCCGAAAUGCGGUCAUCGAGACGCCGUGUUCUUCCAAGCGCAAAGUCGGCGAGCGGAUGAAGAAAUGAGGCUCUACUACGUGUGCGGUAAUCUGGAAUGCGGCCAUCGAUGGACCGGC